Messenger RNA from Solanum stenotomum, 6580 nucleotides. RefSeq lists its product as uncharacterized. Lineage: Eukaryota; Viridiplantae; Streptophyta; Magnoliopsida; Solanales; Solanaceae. The transcript is spliced from 50 exons. The record is from RefSeq and is a predicted model, not a curated record. Gene Ontology annotation, molecular function: ATP binding; protein binding; protein kinase activity. Gene Ontology annotation, biological process: protein phosphorylation.
CACCAAUUAUUUCCAACUUGAUGCGCACUUCCUUUUUUUAUUCUUUUUGCUGUUUAUUAUUUUGGGAUUCAUAUAUUCAUCUUACUGAAGUGAACUUUUUGUUUUUUUUCUUCUUUUACACAUUUUUUAUUCUUGAAAAAUGUAUCCAACCAUAGCUUGGAUUCUGAGAUUACACUGCUGCUUGUUGUUCUUGAUAUUUGCAGAGUCCAGAGUUCCUCAAGAAGAAGUGAAUGUCCUCCAACAAAUUGCCAAAACGAUGGGUGCAACAUAUUUGAGUUUCGAUGCAGAUUUAUGCAGAGUUGAAAAUGUUGGAGUCACAGUUACGCCAACGUGGCAUGAGAAAAUUGUUGGAUGUGAUCAUGAAGACCACAUCACAAAAAUUGUAUUAAAGGGUUUAAAUCUUCCAGGAGUACUCCCACCUGAAUUGGUAAAGCUUCCCUACAUCAAAGAAAUUGAUUUUGCGUUGAAUUAUCUCAGUGGUAGAAUACCAGUUGAGUGGGCUGCAACACAGCUGACUAACAUCUCUGUUACUGUAAACCGGUUGUCAGGGGAAAUCCCAACGGAGUUGGGAAACAUCAGCAGCCUUUUGUACCUGAAUCUCGAGGCGAACCAGUUUUCAGGCAGUGUUCCUUCUGAACUAGGGAAACUGAUUAACUUGCAAACCCUGAUUUUAUCCUCCAACCAAUUGGUGGGGAAGUUUCCAACUUCAUUUUCCAAACUCGUAAAUUUAACGGAUUUUAGGAUAAAUGACAACAAUUUCAGUGGACAGAUUCCGGAUUUCAUACAGAACUGGAAACAACUUACCAAACUGGAGAUGCAUGCCACCGGACUAGAGGGUCCCAUUCCAACAAACAUAUCUCUUCUGAAUAAAUUAACAGAUUUGAGGAUCAGUGACAUAGGUGGACCAGCUCAGGCAUUUCCUUCACUGAGUGAUAUAAUGGGAUUCCAUAACUUGGUAUUAAGAAACUGCAGCCUUUCUGGAGAGCUUCCUGUAUAUAUUUGGGCGAUGAAGGAUCUGCAAACAUUAGACGUUACCUUCAACAAGUUAGUCGGAGAAAUCCCAAACAAUAUUAGUGCUAGAAGUAUACUAAAGUUUGUGUUUCUUACUGGCAACAUGCUCAGUGGAGAUAUACCAGACUCAAUUUUGAAGACUGGAAUAAAUGUUGAUCUUUCCUACAAUAAUUUUACAUGGCAAGGACCUGACCAAUAUGCUUGUCAGCAGAACAUGAAUCUGUAUUUAAACUUGUACAAGAGCUCUGCAGCAGUAAGCCCCUUAAUGAGAAUUCAUCCAUGUACGAAGGAUUUCACUUGUCGUCGGUAUGGGUGUUCAUUACAUGUUAAUAGUGGCGGAAAUGAUUUUACUGUCAAGGAGAGCGAUGGAGAAGUUCAUUAUGCAGGAGAUGCAAGCGUUGAUGGUGGUUCUGCUAGAUAUUUCAGCAGUAGCACCAAUUAUUGGGGAUUGAGUAGCACUGGGGACUUUAUGGAUGAUAAUAACGACCAAAAUGCACGUUUUAUUGAAAGUACAUCAUCAAAAAGCCUCUCUGAAUUGUACAAUAAUGCACGGAUAUCUCCCCUCUCACUCACUUACUUCCGUUAUUGCUUGAGGAACGGGAGUUACAAUGUUAGCUUGCACUUUGCUGAGAUAAUUUUUACAAAUGACAGCACCUAUAGAAGUCUUGGAAGGCGAGUAUUUGAUAUAUACAUCCAGGAGAAAUUAGUUUGGAAAGACUUCAAUAUUGUGAAUGAGGCUGGUGGAGUUCAAACACCUGUGAUUAGGCAUUUUAACACCCGUGUAACAGAUAAUUUUUUGGAGAUUCGAUUUUACUGGGCUGGCAAAGGAACUAUCAGAAUCCCAUCUAGAGGGAAAUACGGUCCACUAAUAUCUGCAAUCUCACUCAAACCAACUUUUGGAUCUUGUUCAGAGGAAGAUAAAAAGAGUGUGACUGUUUAUGUUAUUGUCGGAGUAGUGGUUACAUGCAUUUCCCUGUUGGUAAUGAGCACACUUUGGUGGAAAGGAUAUCUUCAAUGCAAAAAGAAACAGAGAAAAGAUUUAGAGGGCAUGGAGCUGCAGACCAUUUCUUUUACUUUAAAGCAAAUAAAGGCUGCCACUAAUAACUUUGAUGCUUCUAACAAGAUAGGGGAAGGUGGUUUUGGUGCAGUUUUCAAGGGUCGGUUAUCUGAUGGUACGUUAGUUGCAGUGAAGCAGCUCUCGCGUCAAUCAAGACAGGGGAACCGUGAAUUUUUAAAUGAGAUUGGCAUGAUUUCAUGUUUGCAACACCCAAAUCUUGUUAAGCUGCAUGGUUGUUGCAUUGAAGGGACUGAAUUACUGCUCGUAUAUGAAUACUUGGAAAACAAUAGCCUCGCUCGCGCAUUAUUUCAUUCCGAGAAAAGUCAAUUGAUACUUGAUUGGCCGACAAGGUUCAAGAUUUGUGUUGGGAUUGCUAAAGGUUUGGCUUUCCUUCAUGAGGAAUCAAGCCUUAAAAUUGUACACAGAGACAUUAAAGCUACUAAUGUACUGCUAGAUAGAGAUCUAAAUCCCAAAAUUUCGGACUUCGGACUUGCUAAACUUACUGAAGAUGAUAAUACCCAUAUUAGCACUCGAGUUGCUGGAACAAUAGGAUACAUGGCACCAGAGUAUGCACUAUGGGGUUAUUUGACUUACAAAGCAGAUGUCUACAGCUUUGGAAUUGUCCUCCUGGAAAUUGUUAGCGGCAAGCACAACUAUGGCUAUGUGCCUUCCGACAAUUUCAUUUGUCUUUUAGAUUGGGCCUCUCACUUGCUGCAAAAUGGAAAAAUAGAGGAGCUGAUUGAUGAUAAAUUGGGUUCUCAGUUUAGCAAAGCAGAAGCAGAAAGGGUAAUAAAAGUAGCACUAUUAUGCACUAGUGCGACGCCUUCACUCAGGCCUGUAAUGUCUGAGGCUGUAGGCAUGCUUGAAGGAAAAAUUGAUGCCCCUGAUAGUAUCCCAGAAGCAAGUAUGUAUACUGACGAUUUGAGAUUUCAAGCCUUGAAAGAUUUCCAACAAGAGAGGCAAAAUCAAAGUGCGUCAAGUAAUCAAGCUCAGUGUUCAAGCAUCCAAACUGCCUCUGAUCUCUGUGAAUACAACCCCGAAUCAAGAUCUGACAAAGACCCAGCUUUUAGGCUGAAUUAUUUCUUGGAUAGAAUUUUAGGUGUACAUUUUGUACGUCCAACAGUACUGUAUAUCACUUGGAGGCUGGAGCUAGAAGAAAAAAAAAUGUUGCCACUAAAAAGAGCUGUUCUUUCAUGGAUUCUUGCAGUGAACUGCUUCAUGUUGUUGAGUUUGGGUGACUCAACAAGAGUUGCCCAAGAAGAAGUGGACAUUAUGGAACAAAUCGCCACUACAAUGGGAGCAACACACUGGAAAUUCAAUGGUGAAUCGUGCCAGAUUGAAGCAGUCAGGGUGACAACUGAUCUGCCAAGUUGGUUUGAAACUGAUGUUGUAUGCAACUGCAAUAUAGGAAAUGAUACUGCCUGCCACAUAGUAGCUAUUACUCUUAAGGGUAUAAAUCUUCCUGGCGUUCUUCCACCUGAACUGGUAAAGCUUCCUUACAUUCAAAAAGUUGAUUUUGCAUACAAUUACCUCAGUGGUAGUAUACCAACUGAAUGGGCGUCAACCCAGUUAAAUUCCAUCUCUGUUCUUGUGAACCGGUUGUCAGGGGUUAUACCGAAGGAACUGGGAAACAUUACCAGCCUUACCUAUAUAAACCUUGAAGGAAACCGAUUCUCAGGCAUUAUUCCUGAUGAACUAGGGAAAUUGAUAAACUUAAAGGCGCUGAUAUUGUCCUCCAACCAACUGGAGGGAGAGCUGCCAGUGUCACUCUCUGGACUUGUAAAUUUAGCAGAUUUUAGGAUAAGUGAUAACAAUCUCAGCGGACCAAUUCCAGAUUUUAUAGAGAAAUGGAAACAACUUACAAAAUUAGAGCUGCAUGCUACCGGUUUAGAGGGUCCCAUUCCAUUAAGCAUAUCUCUUCUCAAUAUGUUAACCGAUCUGAGGAUUAGCGACAUAAAAGGACCAAUGCAUGAAUUUCCUCCUCUAAUUAACAUGACAGACCUAGAGAGACUGGUACUGAGAAACUGCAACCUUUCGGGAGUAAUUCCAGGAUAUGUUUGGAAACUGAAAACUGUACAAACAUUGGAUGUUAGUUUCAAUAAGCUCAUUGGAACGAUUCCGGAUGACAUUAGUGCAAGAAGUAUGCUUAAAUUUGUGUUUUUAUCUGGUAACAUGCUCAGUGGAGAUAUACCUGCCUCAAUCUUGAAGAACGGAAUAAAUGUUGAUCUUUCCUACAAUAACUUUACUUGGCAAGGCCCUGAACAACCAGCUUGUCGGCAAAACACGAAUUAUUACAUAAACCUGUACAGGAGCUCUGCAGUUGCCGGGACUCUUAAGAACGUUCUUCCGUGUACAGAGGAUAUAACCUGUCCAAGAUGUAAACGGUAUCAUCCAUUGGCCACGGGACCUGUAGUGGGAAAAGAGAGCUCAUCUACAAUUAUUGUGCUUUUGGUGCUACAUGUGAGAAAUGAAAAUGUGGAUUAUUUGGUUUUACACUCUGCUGUAGCUGAUGAGUCCAUUUGGUUACAUGGCAGAGGGUGUUCCUUGCAUGUGAAUUGUGGAGGAAAUGAUGUUGCUAUUACAGAAAACAACAGGCAUAUUGAUUUUGACGGAGAUGCUCAUGUUGAAGGUGGUUCUGCAAGAAAUUUCUGCAGUGAUAAGUACUGGGGAUUUAGUAGCACCGGAGACUUCAUGGAUGAUGAUAAUGAUCAGAAUACACGUUUUAUUGAGACUAUACCAUCAACUGACCUGUCUGAACUGUAUAGUAGAGCAAGGGUUUCUCCACUUUCACUUACUUAUUUCCAUUAAUGCUUGGAGAAUGGGAGUUACAAUGUUAGUCUGCACUUUGCUGAGAUAAUAUUUAAAAACGACAGUACAUAUAACAGUCUUGGAAGGUGCAUCUUUGAUAUAUAUAUCCAGGAGAAACUAGUUUGGAAAGACUUUAAUAUUGAAGAGGAAGCUCUUGGAGUCCUAAGGCCUGUGAUCAGAUACUUUAAUGCUACUGUAACAGAUAGUGUCUUGGAGAUCCGAUUUUAUUGGGCUGGCAAGGGCACUGCCCGCAUUCCUCUUAGGGGACAUUAUGGUUCACUCAUAUCAGCUAUCUCAGUUGACUCAACUUUCAAGUUCUGUUCAAACAAGGACAGAAAGACCACAAUAAUUUAUGUUAUUGCUGGAGUUUUGGCUGCAUGUAUCACUUUUUUCGUACUGAGCAUUCUUUGGUGGAAAGGCUGUCUAUGUAGAAAAAGUAAAAGAAGAGAUCUCAAUGGUGUAGAGCUGCAGAUGGUUUGUUUUACUCUGAAGCAAAUAAAAACUGCCACUAAAAAUUUUGAUGCUUCAAACAAGAUUGGUGAAGGUGGUUUUGGUCCUGUUUACAAGGGUCAAUUACUUGAUGGUACAUUAGUUGCAGUGAAGCAGCUCUCCUCUCAAUCAAAGCAAGGCAACCGUGAAUUCUUGAAUGAGAUUAGUAGGAUAUCCUGUUUGCAACACCCCAAUCUGGUUAAGCUUCAUGGGUGCUGUAUUGAAGCAGACCAGUUACUGCUUGUAUAUGAAUACUUAGAUAACAAUAGCCUUGCGAGCGUUUUGUUUGAGAACAGCCGAUUGAAUCUGGAUUGGCCCACAAGGUUUAGGAUCUGUCUUGGAAUAGCAAGAGGUCUAGCUUUUCUACAUGAGGAAUCAAGCCUAAAAAUUGUACAUCGGGACAUCAAAGCUACCAAUGUGCUUCUGGAUGGACAGCUCAAUCCCAAAAUCUCCGACUUUGGACUAGCUAGACUCACUGAAGAUGAGAAGACCCAUAUUAGUACUCGAGUUGCUGGAACAAUAGGAUACAUGGCACCAGAAUACGCACUCUGGGGUUAUUUGACUGACAAGGCAGAUGUUUACAGCUUUGGAGUUGUACUUUUGGAAACUGUCAGUGGAAAGAACAACAAUAACUACAUGCCGAGCCACACUAGCAUUUGUCUCUUAGAUUGGGCCUGUCAUUUGCAUCUGAGUGGGAGUAUAGAGGAGCUCAUAGAUCAGAGAUUGGGGUCUGAUAUUAAUAAACAAGAAGUGGAAAAAAUAGUAAAAGUGGCACUCUUGUGCACUAGUGCCACUCCCUCACUCAGGCCUAUCAUGUCCGAGGUAGUGUCUAUGCUUGAAGGACGAAUCGCUAUUCCAGAUGAAAUUCCAGAGGCAAGUACUUAUUCCAAUGAUCUGAGGUUUAAAGCCAUGAAAGAUUUUCAUCAAGAGAGGCAAAAUCAGAAGCUAAUUCAAACCCAAACUCAAAACACCAUAACUAUUCAAACUGACAUGGGCUCUUCUUCUGCAUCUACAACUAAUAUGUUCGAUUAAUUUCAGUUUCAAGAUCAAACAGACACGUAAUGUCAUUUCAUCCAUGGUAAGCCUGGCUCAUUCUAACUUGCUGUGUUCUCGAGGGUGCUAGACCACCUCCAUGUGUAUUUAUACUUGUAAUUAAGCAAUUUGUUCAAUUUUUUUUGUAGCAGGCUUGCUGUAUAAUGUAAAUACAUGUUUCAG